AUGGGAUAUGGGAAACGUCUUAGAGAUUCGGAGGAGACAGUCCCCAUUCCCUUUCCGAGAUCAAAGCAAACAAGGGUGGAACCAUGUCACUUUAAGGAAGGGAGUAAUCUACUGGAUUGUUCCUACACGGUAGAAACUCAGAACCGAUUUAACCCUCUGACUGAUUGCGUGUCAGCACUUAAAGACGAAGAGCGAAUAAUACCUCAAAUAACAAGCAAUGUGGGCAACAGUAAGAGUGUAGCCUCUCCUCAGAAGGAGGAACUGGUCCUUGGCACAGCCAAUUAUAUGACAUUUGAACAGUCCCAUUUAAUAAUCAAAACUUUGCACUGUAUAUUCAAAAGACUAGAUGAUCUUUCGUCCCAGCUGCACAGCCUCCAACAAAAGCUAGUUACUACCUCUCCAGCGACAGCCGGUGUUAAGUCUCUUGAAGAGAGGAAGGGGACGAGGAGUUUGUCCUUAAAUAACAAACGUACUGACAAAUUUAAAUACAACCUUAACCUUCAAUUAGGUCAUCAAUCUUUGAUUUUAACACCAAGGAAAGUGUGCCUAACUAUACAAAAUGGGGACCCAAGAUGGAGAACUCUGGGCGGUGCCAAGGAACUCCUAAUGGUGCUUUUAAAUAUGGAGGCAACACAGAUUGACCUCUGUGCAGUCAUCCCACUUGUCUAUCAUCAUAAAUCACAGAGAGUCCUGCUUGCGUUCCAAUCCACAAAAAUUCCCACUAUCAUAUUACGAAGGAAAGCUUUUUUGUUUCGCUGCGGUAUAGCACCAACGAGAACCUUUAUAGACCCUACGCCUAAACCCCUACUGUUGGAGGCAAUAACCAAAGAGGACUUAAAACCUGCUAAACCCGAUCCACCAGUGGCCACAGGAGUGGGUGUUCUCCUCCAGGAGAUGAGUCAAGUGGCCUCCACUCCCUUAGCAAAGAACAACGACCAUCCGGAAAGUGGCCUGACACCACCAGAAGAGAUCGAACUCAUUGCCUCCUUUGCAGAUUUACCAGCGGUGGAACAAAAAGAAAUUAUUAAUAGACUCGAAUCGCUUAAAACCCAACUUAUCAGGAAGCUCAGCACCAGAAUACCUAUGUACAGCGAGUAUGACAUCCUAGAAGAACCAGUUCAUAUGGAUAUCGCAAUAUCUAAUGUUAAAUGUAUGUCGGUAAUGGAGGAUAAGAUACAACCCCAAGAAGCAACUACCAGUCCUUCCCUCCAACCAGAACAACCCUCCGUGCUCUUAAUAGAUUUAUAUGACCGUCCCUUGACAAACAUACCUGAAGAAAGCAGCACACAACAGGAAAAAUCCCCUUCUACACAUUCAUCGAUGCCAGACCUGGAACCUUCUUAUAGCACUGACCAAUCAAGAGAUGAGGUGCCUUUGCCAACCUUCCCAAAUAGCCCACUCGCCCAGCCUUAUUCUUCUUUGCGGAGUAUUAUGGAUUUAACAGCAAGACCUGCGACGGAACUGACUGAAGAUCCAACAGGCCACAUAAAUCAAGUAGCCCAAAAGACCAGUAGCAGAUUACAGGGAGACCAAACUUCUGACGAGAUAGAUGGACCACACCGGGUGGCCCACCAAACUCUUUUGGAAAAGGGGUCGCCCCUGCUCAAGGUCCUACUUUUAGUAGAUCGAGUGGCCAAGUUCAACAGUCAGACAACCUUGUUAAUCCUCCCACUCAGCUUUUACGAGAGGUCUCUCAUCAGAGGAAGAUAA
Podarcis lilfordi (Lilford's wall lizard) is the source of this 1710-nucleotide messenger RNA. Lineage: Eukaryota; Metazoa; Chordata; Lepidosauria; Squamata; Lacertidae. The record is from the annotation of a GenBank genome assembly.